This is a messenger RNA of Schistosoma curassoni, 1192 nucleotides long. NCBI's taxonomy places the organism in Eukaryota, Metazoa, Platyhelminthes, Trematoda, Strigeidida, Schistosomatidae. The record is from the annotation of a GenBank genome assembly.
GUGAUAAACCUUAUUCAUGUUCUGCUUGUGGUGUAACAUUCACUCAAGGAUCAUCAUUAAAAUUACAUAUACGAUCACGUCAUAAUGAUAAUAUUAAAUAUUUUUCAUUAAUACGUAAACCAGGUAAAAAUAAUUUAACAAAAUUAUGGACAAGAAUAUUAAAAAAAGAUUUACCAAAAUUUAAUACAUUCAAAUCAUCAUCAUCAUCAUCUUCAUCAUCAUCUCCAUCUUCAUCCUCUUAUUAUUAUUAUCAUUAUUAUUAUUAUUAUAAUUAUUGGAAUAAAUGGAAAAAUAUAAAAUUAAAUAAUCAAAUUAAAAAUCAAUAUAAAAAUCAAUUAAAUUCGAAUUCAAAUUUUAUUGAUUCAAUAUUCAAUAAUAUGAAUCAUAAUAAUAAUAAUUCAUUAUUGAUCAAUGAUAAAAAUAUUAAAAAAAUCAUUCAAUCAAAUAAUUGGAAAUCAAUAAAUUUUAAUUUAAAAAUGAAUAUGAAUAAAAAAUUUAAUCAUCAUCAUCAUAAAAAAUAUAUAAAUUAUAUCCAAUCAAUAAAUAAUGAUUUAAAAUAUAAUGAUCAAAUCAUUCAUCGUAAUCAUGAUCCUGAUCAAUAUGAUAUUGAUCAAAUCAAAUUAAAUGAACAAUUAAUAAAACAAGAAAAUAUAUAAAUUAAAAUUAAAAUAAAUGAAUAUAAAUAUAAUUGUAAAUAUUUCAUUGAGUAGGAAAAAAUGAUAAAUGAUCUGAUGUUUCGUCACUCAAAGUAAGCCAUUUCUUCAGAGAAGAAGUUGAAAAAAAACAUAAAGAUAAUAUAUUCUUGUAUUGUUCAAUGUUUACUCUUUAAACUUGUAUGAAUUAUGAUUUGAUUGUUUAUUCACUUUGAAGAAGUCACUAACACUGAGUUACGAAACGUUAGAAAAUCUCAUUUCUCUACUUGUUGGAAUAUCUAUAAAUUAAUGAAUUUAAUGCCUAAUUUAUUCGAAAUUAUCAGUUCAAAUGAUAGUAAUGAUACGUAUAAAUUAAAACAGAUUGAAAAUGAUUCAAUUAAAUUUUUAUAAAUGAAUGAAAUAAUUAUUCAAAUGAAUAGCAUAAUCAUUUAAUGAAUGAAUAAUUCAAUGAAAUGACAAGUAAUUGAAUGUAAACAAUCUAUAAAUGAAAUAUUUUUCAUAAUUUGAAAAUUUCUAUUUCCAUUCAUCAUUCAUAAAUC